GGAGAUAAGUUGCCUCUCUGGACGGUGCGAGCAAUUUUUACAUCUGAGCAUGCGUCGGCGAUACUACGGUUUCUUCCUUGCUGUAGGAAUUCUUGUAUCAAAAGGAAAUGUAGCGCCACCUGAAUGUGCUGCAGGAGAGAGAAACGAGAAGAAAGCUUGGAUAUGUUAUGAAAUUAGCGGGAAUGCAACUUGCCGUAGAAGAAGUUACUUCUACAACAGAGCCACUGACCAAUGUGAAUCAUUUGAUUAUAAAGGAUGCGGAGGAAACAGAAAUAACUUCUAUUCUAUUGAGAAAUGCACAGCUGACUACCGCACAACUAUAAGUGAAUGGGAUAAAAAAUUGUUGAAGUACAUGAAAACACGCGUCAACUGCUCAACUACACCUAAUCCCAAACGGACGAACGGCACCGUGAGGCGGUAUUAUUACAACCAGACUUCUGAAAGAUGCCGAGCGGCGAGAGUUGCGCAAGGCGAUAUUUAUUUUCCUGCAAUUCGUUACUGCGUGCAGGAGUGCCAGUCAAAGAACAACAACCUCCCUCGCUGUGCCUUGGAGAAGCAACUCGGUACUAAUCCAACAAACUGGACGUGUGAAAGAGACCCGAAAUACGGAGACCUUGUUUGCUACCGGCCCGAGAAAGGCUCAUCGUGAAGAAAACCAUGAAAUUUUCAGUCUUAUAAGUUUAGUAAACGUUUUUGAUUCUGCA
Molecule: messenger RNA, 704 nt
Organism: Dermacentor andersoni
Lineage: Eukaryota; Metazoa; Arthropoda; Arachnida; Ixodida; Ixodidae
Source: RefSeq, a predicted model, not a curated record